AUGCUGCAAAACGUCGUCGCCUUUUGUUUUUGUUUCGUUCUAUUCUAUCAUCAAAUUAUCGCAUGCAAAUUAUGUGUUAUUAAUUCAACUUGCGACGAUGAUUAUAUACAUUUUAAUAUAUCAAUUUCGAAUGAUUGCCCACGCUCACAGAAUGCUUAUUUCAGCUAUCAAACAGAUCUUAGCGGAGAGACAUAUUAUGUAAAUCAAACACUUGAUUGUCGUGGUUGCUAUUACGAUCUUCAGAUUAAUCCAAUUCAUGAUGCUUGGGUCUACUAUUUAACAUUCGAAUCGCCGAAAACAAUUCGACCGUGUGCGUUAUAUAAAGCGAUUUGUGGAGGAAAAACAUCGCGAUAUGUGUGGAUUGUUACCGGUGGUCUAUCAGGUUUAUUUAUGAUAUUCGGCAUCCUCCUAUGUUCAAUUCGAUUGUGUCGAAUGCAAUCCAGAAGUCCAAGAUAUCAACAAAUUCAAUAA
Messenger RNA from Adineta ricciae, 471 nucleotides. NCBI's taxonomy places the organism in Eukaryota, Metazoa, Rotifera, Eurotatoria, Adinetida, Adinetidae. The record is from the annotation of a GenBank genome assembly.